Molecule: messenger RNA, 800 nt
Organism: Nymphalis io (European peacock)
Lineage: Eukaryota; Metazoa; Arthropoda; Insecta; Lepidoptera; Nymphalidae
Gene: Pa1
Product: PAXIP1-associated glutamate-rich protein 1A
Exons: 1
Coding region: 89-544 (151 amino acids)
Source: RefSeq, a predicted model, not a curated record
UCAAAAUAGGCACCUAUUUACUUUGUCAUUGGUUUGUUUUCGUACAUAGAUACUUUUUUGUAUUACUACUUUCUCAUCAAUAUUAAAAAUGGGGACGGAAAUUCAAGGUGAUGAUUAUGACUUACCAUGUUCAGACGAUGAACUUUCAAAAAGCGGAGUCUUUAUUGGUAAAAAUUGGAUGCCGGAUCCAUCAGAACUAGAAGAGCUAUACAAAACAAUUGAAAAAUCCGGUCCAUUGACUCUUGAAUGGAAAUGUCCGGGAAGACGAGCGCCUUCGCCGGUGCCCGUAAGUAAAGAAAAUCAACCAGUAGAGCCUUCAUCUCCAAUACGAGAAGAAAAAUCAGACUUCGACUUUAUGGAUGAAGUGAGCUCUCUUCGACUAAGAGUACGGAGAGAAGGAGAGGAUACACUUCGAGGAUCUGCUAAAAAGAAAACUACGUCUUUUGACGGCAUUCUUUCAAAUAUGAUACGACACAAAAGAAUAGAACAACAGGAGAAACAAGCAAACACACCCACCAGCACUCCAUCUAGUAGUGCGAGUUGAGAAAUAUGUACUGUUUAAGUAACACGGAUUGUAACUACUAUUGACUAUGUUUGCCAAGUGAAAAUAUGGUCUGUAUAAUGUUCAUAUGAAAAUAUUAUAUGUGAAAGAAAAGUCUCAAGUCAUUUUCAAGUCAGUCAUUUAUCAAAAUAAAAUACUCAAACAUUGUUUAUUAUAUUGUUUAAGCAGAUAUGAUGUUAACUAAGAUUUUAUAUUAUUAGUUUAACAAAGCAUAUAAAUAAAGUAUUGUUUAUCAUAA